AUGAACAUCACCGACUCAAACUUUGAUCCGACCACCAAUUCUCACACAUCCACCUCACCUAAUUCUGCCCAAUUUCACUCCUCAUCCACUAUCCUUGCCGUUGCCUCCUCCUUAUCCCUGUUCUCCUCCACCACUCUGCAUAAAAAAAAACCCUCUCAAAAAUCCAUUUCCACAUCUUAUUUCUCACUUGAUUCGUCCGACGCUGAAGACCUCACUUUCCUCGACCAAUUUCGUUUCAUCGACGGCCGUCAAUACCACAACGAAAAAAAUGCUCAUUACUAUCUACCUAACGACAAACAAGAAUCGGAUCGACUACGAAUUCAACAUUAUGUUGUCCACGAAAUUUGGAAGGGAAAUUAUUCAUCGCCAAUAAAGCAGCGGCUGAUUGAUGGGAACACAAAUGUUUUGGAUAUCGGGUGUGGACCCGGAACGUGGAUUCUAGACAUGGGUACCACCUAUCCAUCCUCAACAUUCAUCGGAAUCGACUUUUCUCCGGUAUUUCCUAAUUCUUCCUUUACGCCGCCUAAUUCCAUUUUCCUACGCCACAACAUCCUUGAACGUCUGCCAUUUCCAGAUUCCUCCUUUGACUUUGUGUUCCAGCGGUUUCUCGCAAUGUCAUUUGAUGAGGUGGGAUGGAAUGAUUUGUUCACUGAGAUCGUGAGGGUGAUGAAACAGGAUGGGUGGUUAGAAAUGAUGAACUUUGGGUGUGAAUUGAAAAAUCCGGGGCCUUGCACAAAGAGAUUGGCUGAUGCUGUCAUCGAAUUCCACGAGUCAAAAGAUAUAAAAGUUCCCACAAGUAUCGACUUGAGAAAAUGCUUCGAACAAACUCGGCAAAUCACAGACAUAAGUAUUGAGGAGAAGCAUCUUCCAUUGGGUAAAUGGGCGGGCCAGGUUGGGCAACUUGCAAAAACUAAUUUCAACAGUGAAAUCCUGGGUCUUAAACCCUUCCUACUGCCAUUCAUGAAUGUUACCAGCGAAGAAUUUCAAUUGCUGCUCGAUAACUCGGAUGCUGAAGUGAACGAUUAUCAGACCUCUUUAAGUACUUAUCGAGUUUUUGGACGGAAAGUAAAUGAUGAACAGAGUAAACAGAUGUGGGUUCAAUAUCAUCAUUCCUUGUGA
This is a messenger RNA of Acaulospora morrowiae, 1119 nucleotides long. The record is from the annotation of a GenBank genome assembly. NCBI's taxonomy places the organism in Eukaryota, Fungi, Glomeromycota, Glomeromycetes, Diversisporales, Acaulosporaceae.